AUGGAUGGUAUGUUUGAUGCUUUUUGUCUCAGUUGUCAGAUGACCUUAAGACACCAUCACUUACAAUUCAACUCCCAUCCAGAUUAACAGUGAAAUGCAUAAAGAUUUCGGUGUGUCAUUACCUUUCUUCCUUUCUGAUGCCUAACAUUUGCAUCUCUAAUUCCAAAGAUCUAAGUAAUUGAAAUUCUGUGUCCAAUAUCAAGGGUCUAUAUCUCCUAAUCUAUAGAUAAAAAUACAUGAUUUUCAUACCUACUUACAUUCGUGAGUACUGUCAUUAACCUUUUUCAUGCUGCUUAUCACAUAACAUCCUGUCUUUUACUGUGAGAAAAUUCUGAAAGAGAAACGCGAGAAUACAAAGAUUCACAGUCUGAUCAUACCAACCACUCUCCAAAGGUCAUAGACUUCAGCAGUAUAGUUAUGUUAUUUAUUUAAUGGAAUAAUAGAAUCUGAGGGAGUUAGGGAUCUCCAAAAAGGAAAUAAUCCUGAAGAUGAUAGUUUAAGGCCAUCUUUGUCAUUGUCACUUUUCUUCUCCAUCCCUUAGGAAGCCAUUUAUAUGUCAGGAGUCAGCACAGUGACUGAAUUCCUACUCCUGAGUUUUCCGUGCUCCAGGGAGGUUCAGGUCCUCCUCUUUAUGCUGUUCUUUCUGUCCUACAUUCUGACACUGAUGGGGAACGGGGAUUGUGCAGUGAAGCUGGAUUGCAGGCUUCACACCCCCAUGUACAUUCUGCUGGCCAACUUCUCACUCCUGGAGAUCUGUUAUGUCAACACGACUGUUCCCAAUACGUUAAAGAACUUCCUAUCUGAGACCAAAACCAUCUCUUUCACAGCUUGCUUCUUCCAGUUCUACUUCUUCUUCUCCAUGGGCACCACGGAGACCCUCUUACUGCCCCUUAUGGCUUUUGAUCAGUAUGUGGCCAUCUGCCAGCCUCUCCAUUAUCCUAUCAUCAUGAACAGCCAUCUCUGCAUGAACCUGGUGGCCCUGUGCUGGGUCACAGCUUUCCUCUGCUAUCUGAUCCCUAUCUACUUUAUCACACAACUCCCCUUUUGUGGCCCCAACACCAUUGACCACUUUGUCUGUGACCCUGGUCCUCUUCUGGCCCUGUCCUGCAUCCCUGCCCCUGGAAUUGAGCUUUCCUGUUCUAUAUUGAGCUCUCUUAUUGUCUUCUGAUUCUGCUUUUUGUUUUUUAUGCAUUUGUGUUUUUAAAUUUUGCAGAGAAGUGAGAUCAUAUAUUUGUCUUUCUCUGUCAAGUUAAAACCCUAUUACAUAUAAGAUAAAUUCAUUUUUUUAGCUUUGUUUUUUUUCUUUAAAUGUUAUUUUAAUUGUAGUUAGUUGACAUGUAGUGUAAUAUUCAUUUCAUGACUAGAAUUUAGUGGUUUGUCA
Ailuropoda melanoleuca (giant panda) is the source of this 1381-nucleotide messenger RNA. RefSeq names its product olfactory receptor 11H6-like. Gene Ontology annotation, biological process: G protein-coupled receptor signaling pathway. Lineage: Eukaryota; Metazoa; Chordata; Mammalia; Carnivora; Ursidae. Gene Ontology annotation, molecular function: olfactory receptor activity. The record is from RefSeq and is a predicted model, not a curated record. Gene Ontology annotation, cellular component: membrane.